This is a messenger RNA of Mycena citricolor, 316 nucleotides long. Lineage: Eukaryota; Fungi; Basidiomycota; Agaricomycetes; Agaricales; Mycenaceae. The record is from the annotation of a GenBank genome assembly.
CUCCAUACAAAUUCAGUAGAUGCGUUCCCGGAAACUGGCCCUGCUCACUCGACGGCUGAUUUUGCCUUGGUCACAGGCUCUCGCCACGGCAUACACAUAGGAUCUGCUCGCGUUAAGAUGAUCCCUGGUACGAACCUUGCAUCAAUUGAAACGUCCCAAUCGCCUGUCCAAAUUGCUUGCGCUCAUGGACGUAUUCGAAGAAUUGAAAUUACCCCAGAGGCCCCUAAUCAUGCCAGUGAGGGGUCAGCUUUCAAGAGAAUGACAGGCAACGUACACCACUCAGAACGAGCCUUUCGAGGUCUAACCCUGACAUGAG